Messenger RNA from Pelobates fuscus (common spadefoot toad), 2237 nucleotides. It is a transcript of the gene SPCS2, whose product is annotated as signal peptidase complex subunit 2. Gene Ontology annotation, biological process: protein targeting to ER. The record is from RefSeq and is a predicted model, not a curated record. Lineage: Eukaryota; Metazoa; Chordata; Amphibia; Anura; Pelobatidae. Bases 66 to 674 code for a protein of 202 amino acids. The transcript is spliced from 5 exons. Gene Ontology annotation, cellular component: signal peptidase complex; membrane.
GACGUCACGGGCCGGCGGUAGCCAAUCAGCAGCCGCCAGGUCAGGAGCCAGCGGGAUGAGACAAGAUGGCGGCGAGAGGAGGCAGGAACGGCGGCAUCCUGGAGAAAUGGAAAAUUGAUGACAAGCCAGUAAAAGUUGACAAAUGGGAUGGCUCCGCAGUUAAAAAUUCUCUGGAUGAUGCAGCUAAAAAGGUCCUUCUUGAAAAGUAUAAAUAUGUGGAAAACUUCUGCCUGAUCGAUGGCCGCCUCAUAAUCUGCACCAUCUCCUGCGUCUUCGCUAUUGUAGCCUUGGUGUGGGAUUAUUUGCAUCCGUUCCCAGAAUCCAAGCCUGUGUUAGCUUUUUGUGUCAUAUCCUAUUUCUUGAUGAUGGGUGUCCUCACUGUCUACACUUCGUACAAGGAAAAGAGCAUUUUCCUGGUCGCUCACAGAAAGGAUCCAGCGGGAAUGGACCCUGAUGACAUUUGGCAUCUCUCCUCCAGCCUGAAACGGUUUGAUGACAAAUACACCCUGAAAGUCACCUAUAUCAAUGGCAAAACAAAGAAUCAACGGGAUGCUGAGUUCACCAAAUCCAUCGCCAAAUUCUAUGAUGAGAAUGGCACGUUAGUGAUGGACAUGUUUGAGCCAGAAGUCUCCAAGCUCCAUGAUAGUUUAUCUGCUGAGAAAAAGACAAAGUAACAGUUCACAUCAGGGUCUUCCUGCCAGGAUAAGAGGGAAGAAAACAGAAGUCUUGUAAAAAAAAAUACCAUGGUAACCAACCUGCAGCUCCCUAGCCUCUAAACCUGAUUCCAUGACCUUGCUCAGGGUGAUGGAGGAUCAUUGGAAUGGAACAGUAGCUGUAGCUUGUGUUGCCAUUUCCCAUGCUCCUUUUGCCUUAAGCUGGCAUGGUAUCAUGAAACCUGUAGUUCCAGACCGCUGUUAGAUUGAGUUAGCUUCCCCCUGCUGUCAAGCCACAGAUUGGUUACCUUUGCUAUAAAGGAAUGUUUAUGCUUUUCCUGCCCCGAAGGCCAGUGCCUGCUUCCUUUUUUGUUUUUCUUUCAUCCAAGUGAUAAAUGCUGGUCGAAUACGCUGCUGCCGUUUCGGGUUGGGAAAGGGGCUAAUAAGGAUUUUGUCCUGAAAUCAUCAAACUAUGCUUUUCAGUAAUCUGCAAAAUAAGAGACUUAAACAUAGUGUUGGUAAAGUGUCAGGAUAAUGUUUAUGUUCUUGACUAUAUUGUAGCCAAGAUUAUCAUAUUAAAAUCCACACUAAAGCCAUUCCUGGUUUACCUGCAUUAAGAGAAAUGCCUUAAUCCUACUUGCGCAAUUAACAUAAUUUCUAAAUAUCAUAGGCAAUACAGUUUUGUGAAUUACCAAUAUUACACCCUAGAGGGCGCUUCCACACUCUGCUUACUAUACCAUCAAAUGGAUAUUUCAUUUUGAGCAUCACAUUAUGUUGCAUAAAAGAUUUAGGUGUAUCCGUUCUUUUCUAAGAAAAAAAUGUCAGCAAGCCAGGGAUUUUAAAAUGAAAGCCAUGAAUGUAUAAACUGUUACUAAUGUGAAACGUCCCCAGUUCCAUCCCCUUCACUGGUGUGGAAUACGUGCUGUUCACUGGCAUGGGUACAACUGGUCCACAUAAUAUUUGUAUUAUGUGUUUGUAACGGUAAUUUAAGAUCAUUGAUGAAUCUUCAAGUUAAUGUGAUUGUGUGAGCACCGAACUAUAGUGAAAUAUCUGCUUAAGAACAGAUUUAUUUAGAUCCAAAGAGCCAGACGCUUACAUUUAAUGAUAACCAAACAUCUUUCUAAUGUAUCUUUCUAAUAUAACCAUCAAAACAAACUUGCAACUUAAUGUAUGAUUUUUCAACACCAUACACAAUUUUAAAUGUUUUUUGGUAAUUUAAAAAAUUUACAUCUAAAAACUUUUUUUUAUGUCGCAUGCCCAAGCUACAAAGUCACAUUUUAUGCAUUUCAGGACAAAACCCUACCGUAAACAGAAAUCUGUCCAUUCUUUUAUUUUUUAAUAUUUAUUUGAUGGGAAUAAAAGUUAUUUUGUAAACCAUGUAAGAGGAAGUGAUGAGCAGAAUGUAGAGGUCAUUCUGUCUACCUGUUGAGCUUAGUAUUGUCUUCAGGCCUAUAAUAAACCAAGCAUUUAUAGAUCUGUUACUGUUCUUGUUCUGUCUGAUGUUACAUUCCACUUCUGUUGAGCAUUUUGUUUCUGACCACUGUUUUCUAAGUCUUGUUUUCCAAUAAAAGGAGAGAUGAGGUA